AUGAGAACUACUUUCGCUUCUGCACUCCUGGUGAGCGCCAUCACUUUUCCUUACCUCUCUUGCGCACAAAAGUUUGUUCAAGUCCCCAUAGCUCGAGUCAGCAAUGGUGACCCUUUUGUCUCAGCAGUCAACGUCGCCGUUGGCAACCCACCGCAGAAUAUGACCGCCAUCUUGGACACAGGUAGCAGUGACUUCUGGGUGCCGGCAAGUGGGAGCAAACUCUGCGCCGAUCCUAAAAACCAGUGCAUUGCAUCCGACAAGAAGUUUUCAACAGGGUCUUUCGCUUCCAACAGCUCUACUACCUUUGUGGCGGGAAAGCCGAAUUUUUUUGCAAUCUAUGGUGGCGACUCGAUCCGUCUUGGGAAUACUGAACUCAAGAACAAUACCAUGGGUCUGAGUACACAAGGGUUUCUACCCACCGCCCUUUUUCCAGUUAUGGGGAUUGGUUUUGCAGCUCAGGAGUUCUCUGCGACGGAUCAGAACCCAACGCCAUAUGAGAACCUCCCAUUGGCUAUGAAAUCGGCAGGCUUGACCAACACCGCUGCCUAUGGUAUUUACCUCAACGAUUUUAGGUCUACUGAAGGUUCGAUCAUCUUUGGUGGUAUGGAUACCGCCAAGUUCACUGGCAACAUGACCAUGCUACCAAUACUUGAAAAUGACAAUGGCCAAGCUACCGACUUCGUAAUAUCAGCUACUUCUCUCGCAAUCACAGGAGGAUCCAACAAUAAACGUGCCACCACGAAUAUAGCUCUACCAAACAAACAAACUCCCGUACUUCUGGAUACCGGAAACCCUUCAAUUGACAUCCCAUUACCCGCCGUCGAAGCGAUCGGCAACGCCCUCAACGCGAACCCAGGCCCGGAUGGCUCAAUGCAGGUCACCUGUGACAUAGCCAACAAAGGCAUGAACAUGGUCUUCGGCUUCUCGGGAACCACGAUCCAGGUCCCGAUCGAGAUGAUGCUCACGCCUGCAAAGAACCAAGAUGGAACGCAGGCGAAGGAUAACAAUGGUAACAACUUAUGCGUCGUUCCAGUAAACCCGACCGCCAAUGAAGAUGAUCUUCUAUCGUUCGGAGCCCCGUUUUUCUCGGCAGCCUAUGCUGUCAUGGAUUUGCAGAAUAAGAAGAUUGGGCUUGCUCAGGCUAAGGUCAAUGCUACAGAGUCGAAUAUCCAGGAGAUCACAGCUCAAAAUGGUAAUUCUCCUGUGACUGUGCGCGCAGACUUUAAGUCUAGAAGCUGGAAUUCGAGGAGACGUAUGUUUAGGGUUCCAUCAGUGUGA
Molecule: messenger RNA, 1278 nt
Organism: Botrytis sinoallii
Lineage: Eukaryota; Fungi; Ascomycota; Leotiomycetes; Helotiales; Sclerotiniaceae
Exons: 3
Coding region: 1-1278 (425 amino acids)
Biological process (GO): proteolysis
Molecular function (GO): aspartic-type endopeptidase activity
Source: RefSeq, a predicted model, not a curated record